Closterium sp. Yama58-4 is the source of this 3126-nucleotide messenger RNA. The record is from the annotation of a GenBank genome assembly. Lineage: Eukaryota; Viridiplantae; Streptophyta; Zygnematophyceae; Desmidiales; Closteriaceae.
AUGCUGGAGGAAUUGAGGAGCGCACGAGAGGCGAUGAAUGCGCUCUUCCCGCUCUCACCUGCCAUGUGGCAGCAGUGGGCUCACGACGAGACACGCCUCAUUGCCUCAGAUGUUGACGUGGCCAAGGUGGAAGCUCUGUACAAGCGUGGCGUGGAGGAGUAUGUGUCACCUUCCCUCUGGCAGGGAUACCUUGCCUUCCUCGCAGCCCACCACCCUGCCAUCACCACACACACCCCCGACGGUCUCAAGCUUUUCCGGUCCACAGCCGAGCAAGCUCUCUCCCAGGUCGGGCUGCAUCUGGGGGAGGGCGCAUCUGUCUGGGGGACCUUCAGGGGAUUCGAAAUGGAGGUUCUGCGGGGAGUGAAGGGAGAGGAGGAGGAAAAGACGAAGCAGGCCGCCCGGGUGCGAGGGCUGUUCCAUCGCCAGCUGGCGGUGCCUCAUUUGCAGCUGCCUGUCACGCUGGCGGCGUACCUGUCCUGGGAGGAGGAGGAAGGCGGCGAGAAGCUUCUCACACCCUCCUCCGAGUCGUCGCCUGCCGUCGAGAAGCUUCCAGGAAGUGUCAAGGCGGCGCGAGUGGAGGAAGAGGGGGGUGCUGCGGCGGCAGGGGGAGGAGGAGGAGGAGGAGGAGGAGGAGGAGGAGGAGGAGGAGGAGGAGGAGGAGGAGGAGGAGGAGGAGGAGGAGGAGGAGGAGGAGGAGGAGGAGGAGGAGGAGGAGGAGGAGGGGGAGUGGGAGGUGGUGAGAGUCGCACGGUUCCUACCUUCGACAAGACGGAUGAGCUCAUGCAGGCGUACACGGAGUAUCUGGCGUUGGAGGCAGCCAGUGGUGACAUGCCACGUCAGCAGGCCAUGCAUGAGAGGGCGGUCACAGCGCUGCCUGUGAUGUUUGACGUGUGGCAGAAAUACAUUGACCUCGUUGACCACAAGCUCAAGGUGCCUUCUGUUGUGCGCUCAGUUUAUUUCCGCGCAGCCCGAAACUGCCCGUGGGUGGGCACGCUUUGGACGCGUUAUCUGCUUGCUCUUGAGCGAUUGGGAGCUGCUGAUGCUGACGUGGCAGAGGUCUUUGAGAAGGCCCUUGUCUCUGGAGUUCAGUCCGCAGAUGAGUACUUUGACAUUUUUCUCACCCGCCUGGACGGUUUGAGGCGCCGUCUCAUGCCUCCUCCUGAACCCUCCAAGGGCGCUGCUAAAGGGGUUGUCCUUAGCGAGGAUGAAAAGACGGCGCUUGUAGCCACCUUGCGAGCAACCUUUGAGCGAGCAUCGGAGUUCAUGGCCUCGUAUUUCCCCGACCACCAGCAAGCACAACUGCAUCUGGCAGGGUACCAGGCGCACAUUGAAUGCCAGCUGGAGAAGGCAGGGGGGGGAGAGGGGGCAUCUGGGGCAGGAGCAACUGGAGCGGCAGGGGAAGCUGCUGGAAGGGCCAUCUGGGAGCAAUUCGUGAAGAAGCACGGCUCCUCUCACCACGCUUGGCUGGGCUUCACUCAGUAUGAGACGGAGAGGGGGUGCUACAACCAGGCACGGUCAGUCUUCCGCCGUUGCUACAGCCGGAAGUUUGACUCACCCUCGGGCACAGAGGAGGUGUGUUCAGCCUGGAUCCGGUUCGAGAGGGAGUGGGGAGCACUUGGCGACCUCGACCUUGCAUCAGAUAAGGUGGCCCCGCGCUUGGCAGAAGUAGCAGCAUAUCAUGCACAGGAGGAUCAGGCGCAGCUGUACCAACAGCACCGGCAGCAGCAGCAACAGAAGCAGCAGCAGCAGCAGCAGCAGCAGGAGCAGCAGCAGCAGCAGGUGGAGCAAGGGCGCGGGCAAAAGCGCAAGGCGGGAGGGGGAAGGGGAGAGAAGGGGAGGGGGGGAGGAGCAGAAGGGGGAGGAGGUGGAGGAGGAAGUGGGGAGCAAGGGGGAGAGGCUGGGGGAAGAGACCGAGGGAAGAGGCAGCGACCGGGAUUAGGGUUUGACAAGAGGCAGGGGCGAGGGAAGGAGGGGUUAGGCAGGGAGGCAGGUUCGGCAGAGGAAGGGAAAGAGACCGUGGACGAGUCAAGACGAGAUAAGGAUGCUGCUGAAGGAUUGUGGCGGAAUUCGGGAUUGAUCGCAGCAAGCCAAUUUAAGUACAACUGGCUCAAUACCCGCCUGUUUCUCUUUGCCUCUCUCUCACCGCCAGACGACUCGGGACGAGAUAAGGAUGCUGCUGAAGGAUUGUGGUGGAAUUCGGGAUUGAUCGCAGCAAACCAAUUGAAGUACAACUGGCUCAAUACCCGCCUGUUUCUCUUUGCCUCUCUCUCGCCACCAGACGACUCAAGACGAGAUAAGGAUGCUGCUGAAGGAUUGUGGUGGAAUUCGGGAUUGAUCGCAGCAAACCAAUUGAAGUACAACUGGCUCAAUACCCGCCUGUUUCUCUUUGCCUCUCUCUCGCCACCAGACGACUCAAGACGAGAUAAGGAUGCUGCUGAAGGAUUGUGUACAACUGGCUCAAUACCCGCCUGUUUCUCUUUGCCUCUCUCUCACCGCCAGACGACUCGGGACGAGAUCCUGGAGCUGCUCAAGGACUGUGGCGAGAUACAUGACGUGCGGAUGGUGUUCAACCACUCCACUGGGCAGUUCAGGGGCUUUGCCUACGUGGAAUUGGGAAGUGCAGAGGCGGUGGCAGCUGCAGAGAAGCUCAACAGGGCGCCAAUGAGAGGGCGCCAGUUCACGGCCCGUUGUAGUGUCUUUAGAUAUACGGUAGGGGUUUCUGUGGCGCAUCGGCCACUCUAUCAAAUAGGCGGGCGGGGAGGCCGUGGCCUGCAGCCUUUGUCAGCUAGUGCGAGGCGAGCAGGUCAGCUGCAGCUGAUUGGCUCUCCCACCUUCGCCAUGCCUCGUGCUGUGGGACAAGCUCUAGGGAGAGGUGUGGCUGGGAGGGUAGGGGGAAGAGGAGGGGGGAGAGCAGGGGGGAGGGGUGGUGUGGGGAGAGGACAGCGGGGCGAAGGGGGGACAAAGGGGGAGGAAGUGGGUGGAGGGGAGAAAGGGGCGGGUAAAGGGGAUGGUGGAGGGGAGGGAGGAGGGGGAGAGGCGAAUGGGGAGGCAGGAGGAGAUGGUGAUGCUCCACUUGAUUCUAAUGCUGCUUUUAGAAAGCUUUUUGCGAAGAAGCUUGAGAGCUGA